AGGAUCAGAAGAAGAAGCAGGGGAAGGACCGGAGGAAGAACCGGGGGAAAGACCGGGAAGGCUCGAGGGAAGGACCGGGGAAAGGAUCAGAGGAAGGACCGGAGGAAGGACUGGAGAAAGGACCGGGAAGGCUGGGGGGCAGGACCAGAGGAAGCAGCGGGAGAGCUCGGGGGCAGGAUCAGAGGAAGAACUGAGAGAAGGUCCUAAGGAAGCUCCGGGAAGGCUCGGGGGCAGGAUCACAGGAGGAACCGGGGGAAGGUCUUAAGGAAGCUCCGCAGGGCUCGGGGGCAGGAUCAGAGGAAGCCCGGCGAGGCUCGGGGACAGGAGCAGAGGAAGCAGCGGGGGAAGGUCCGAAGGAAGCCCGGCGAGGCUCGGGGGCAGGAGCAGAGGAAGCACCGGGGGAAGGUCCGAAGGAAGCCCGGCGAGGCUCGGGGACAGGAGCAGAGGAAGCCCGGCGAGGCUCGGGGGCAGGAUCAGAGGAAGCCCGGCGAGGCUCGGGGGCAGGAGCAGAGGAGGGCCGGGCAGGCAGGAUCAGAGGAAGCCCGGCGAGGCUCGGGGGCAGGAGCAGAGGAGGGCCGGGCAGGCAGGAGCAGAGGAAGCGCGGCGAGGCUCGGGUGCCGCCCCGGAAGGCGCCGUGCCGCAGCCAUGGUGGUGCUGAGCGCGGCGCGCUGGGUGCGCAGCCGCCUCUCGGAUCGCUUCUGGAGGGUGCAGGAGGUGCUCAAGUACGCGCGGCAUUUUCGUGGCAGGAAGAACCGCUGCUACAAGCUGGCAGUGAGGAGCGUCCGCAGGGCUUUCGUGAAGUCCACCAAGGCCAGGAGGGAGAAGAAGAGAUUCCUCAGAGCGCUCUGGAUCACAAGGAUUGAAGCAGCUUCCCUUGAACAUGGUUUGAAGUACCCAGCCUUCAUAAGCAACCUGGUCAAGUCCCAGGUGGAGCUGAACAGGAAAGUUCUGGCAGACUUGGCUAUUUAUGAGCCAAAAACAUUCAAGUCCCUGGCAGCUUUAGCCCAGAGGAGGAGACAGGAAGGGUUCCUGGCUGCCCUGGGAGAUGGAAAAGAACCAGAGGGGAUAUUUUCACGUAUUGUGCACCACCACUAUUGAUAUCAGAGUCUGUGUGCAAGUUUUAGAAGCAGGGAUUUAAUCAUGAAGCAAACCUGUCAUGGGACUGCUGCUGAAAUGGAAAAUGUGGAACAAAUCCUCUGAGGAUCGCGUGGGUGAAGCUUCUCCUUGAUGGCUUUUUCCCUGUGUUGUUGUCACUGAAACCUGUUAAAUUAAAAGCGCACUUCAAGGUUAGCAGUCAGGCCAUACAGUGACUUAAUAAAGGUUUGUUUUUUGGUUUUUUUUUGGUAACUGCUCCUAGGAAAAAACUUAAUUUGUGUGGUGAAUUCUGAACGGGGAGAACGCAGCUGGGAUGGGGAGAAAUGUUGACCCUCACAGGUGAAGCCUGGGUGUUAAGGACACACAUAGUUUAUACUUUUAAGGAUUUAAUAAAGACAUUUUUAUUGCAAACUC
This is a messenger RNA of Vidua macroura (Pin-tailed whydah), 1509 nucleotides long. RefSeq names its product mitochondrial ribosomal protein L20 (gene MRPL20). Gene Ontology annotation, cellular component: ribosome. The record is from RefSeq and is a predicted model, not a curated record. The transcript is spliced from 4 exons. Lineage: Eukaryota; Metazoa; Chordata; Aves; Passeriformes; Viduidae. Gene Ontology annotation, biological process: ribosomal large subunit assembly; translation. Bases 646 to 1098 code for a protein of 150 amino acids. Gene Ontology annotation, molecular function: structural constituent of ribosome; rRNA binding.